CUGAAAACGGAAUGCCGCUAUCACGUUUAAUUGAAAAGUUAUUAGCGAUUUAUCGAAGUACACUAUAUUUUCACAUAGAUAGUAGAAGGCAAGAAAUUUUUCAUAGGCGAUGGUGCAAGUGAAGUUGUCUAUUAAUUAAAUAAUUUUGAAACUAUGGCUACUAAAAUAAACUUCGUCAACAGAAAAUUAAGAACAAACUUCUGAGAGGGUGAUCUUCUUUGAAGUAAAAGAGAAGCACGGAAAAGUAUUAUUCUAAGCGCAUGAUGCAAUGACGGUUACAUCUUAGGUUGUACGGUGAAACUUUUGCCUACUACAUUCGACCAAACCUAACUGGUCGACCGAUCUGACUGGUACCAAUCCCGGCUUGGCACAAAUCCUGACUGUAUCAGUCUGCCAAGCCUUAGACUGGAACUGAUGCAUGCCUAGUUAUAAUAAAAAGGCGACAAGGAACAAACCAGCCGAAAGCGAAAGAUACCGACCUUUUAUCAAAGAAAGCUAAAGACAGACAUUUAUCAAUCAAAUAUAUAAAACAUAAAAACGAACAAAAAAAUUGUGUUAGAUUACUGCUGUACAACUCAGAUCAAGCCAGAAGCUAUAGAAAUGACGAAUCACUACAAAAUAUCCGAACGUCACAUGUAUUGAUGGUCGGCGUUCAGUUUAAGCCUGAGAUUGAUGAUAGUCUACUGGAUGUUCGGCAAAUGGGCGAAAGCACAGGAAAAGGCAAGUGGCAAUUGGCGACACUCCGUGAGAUUCUCGCGAAGUAUCAAAACCCUCUGCUACAAUUAUGGAGAAUGUAGUGGACUUUCGUCAGUAAUUGGCGAAAGUCCAUCAGAGUUUUGCCAGUUGGUGAAGGUAAAGUGGUCAUAUUGACACGAGUUCACAUAACUUUCGCCAAUUGGCGAAUGUGAAGGCAUUGUAUUGGCGAAGAUACGGCUACUCUUUAUACUCUGCAGUAAAUAUUCCUCUUAUCGCUACUAAUGUCUUUUAUCUCGUUGUAGAUUGAUGAUAGACGCUGUUCCAACAACAAUGGUAGUGCAACUGCUUAAAUAUCUUACAUUGUUGAAAUACAUUAACUUUUUCCAAUGUUCUCGGUAUUUGCAUGCUAUUGUUGUGUUGUAAUACUUUGUUAAUAAAAAGAAAUCCUCCGAAAUCUUCAUUUGGAAUUUUGUUUCUUUUUUUUUCUGAGAAUAACUAUUCUUCUGUGUUAAAUGCAGUUUUACAUUAGACUUAUUUGUAGAUAAUGGAUGAUAAAUCACGUAGUAAGUUUAUUAGACCUUAUAUUCUAUAUUCUUAUCGUCCAUGGAUUUAUAUCAAUUAUCGGAACUGUACAAAGGAGCAAAAAACAAGUGAAUCACAGUUACUUGAACAUGCUCUUGGUGAAAAGUUUCACAUUACUGAUUAUGAGAAGUAUAAAUAUCCAAACAGUGAUAUACCAACAAUAUCUCGUUUAACUUUGUUAGAUGAAGACUGCAUGUGUUUCAUUGAUAUAUGUGGCAACGACAAUAAUUGUACGACAGAAAAUACAUUCGCACAAAAGUUAUAUGAUUUCGUGCACCGUAAACGAUUAGUGACCAUUGAUAGUACAGGUCAACUUCAAUUUCCAAAUAUUAUUGAUGAAAAUUUUUGUAACGUCACUUCACAUAUUUGUGUCAUUUAUGUAAAUUGUACGAAAGAUGAGAUUCAAACAUUUGAAGAACACUUGAACGAAUUAAGAUCUCAACUUGGACCAAAUUAUUUAGUUGUAUAUCCGGAUAAGUGUAAUAUCAGAAAUGACGAUGAGUUAUUAGAUACUGUAAAACGCAAUUCGGUUUAUCACAUGAUCGUCAGAGGUACAGCUCAUGAAUGCUUAGAAUCAGAUAAUACAGCACAAAAUUUAGAGAAUUAUCUAGAAUACUGUGAUGAAUCUAAAAAACAUAUAAUACUAUAUUCAUUUAAAGCAAUUCCAUCAUGUAGACAUCAAUCAAUGUUACCACGUCAAAUCUCGUACAUUCGUGAACAGUUAGAUAAAGCAAAACCUCGUGUAAUACGACAACAAAUGAAUUUACUCUAUAGUGAAAUGCAAAAGAUGUAUGACAGACAUUGUGAAUCGAAUAAGACUGAUACAAUUCCAGUUCUUAAACUUGUACGUAUAAGUUAA
This is a messenger RNA of Didymodactylos carnosus, 2137 nucleotides long. The record is from the annotation of a GenBank genome assembly. Lineage: Eukaryota; Metazoa; Rotifera; Eurotatoria; Philodinida; Philodinidae.